AUGGGUUCAGCGUCAUCAAUUGAAAAACCCCAAAAGGGAAACCCAGGAUCGACUCCGAUUGAUCCGAUCAGUGAUCAGAGUGGUGUAAAGGAGGUUUCUGAUUCCGAAAUUGCCCCUGGGGAGAAGAGUGAUUUACCAAAGGGUAUUGAAGAAGAGGUGAAGGAGAAGGCUGUUGAAGAGGAAGAGGUGAAACUGAGGGAUACCAUUGAGAGAGAUAUUCAUCAACUGACUUUGGUGCACGCAGAAAUUGAGGCGCCCCGGGAGAAGGGUCCUGGGCUUAAUGAUGAUUUUAAGGAAGGGAAUGAGAUAAAAACCGUGAAAAAUGAGGCGGCCCGGAAGGAAGGUCAUGGGCUUAUUGGUGAUUGUAAGAAAGGGAGCCAGGUAAAAACUGUGGAAAAUGAGAAUGCUGAUGAAGAAAAAGAGGUAAAACAUGCGGUAAAUGAGAAUAAUGAUGAAGAAAAAGAUGGACAGGAUGUGCAGAAUUGGAAGGAGGAAGAUAGAAAUGAGGGUUAUGAUGAGAAUGAGAGUAGUGAUGCAGAGGACAAGGGAAAAGGGGAGUCGGGGAAGGUGACGGGGAAGGGAGGGGGGAAUAGAAAGUUUAAUACUAGGCGGUUUGCAAAGGGCUGUUCGUUUUAUAUGAAAACAGGGUCGUGUAAAUUCGGAUCAGGUUGCAAGUUUAAUCACCCUCCCAGAAGAAAGAAUCAGGAUGUUAAGGAGAGACCAAAGGGAGGAGAAGGAAACCUAGAAAGGGCUGGACAGUUUGAAUGCAAGUAUUACCUGACAUCAGGGGGAUGCAAGUAUGGAAAGAAUUGUAAAUACUAUCAUGGCACAGGCAAAAUUUCAAUAUCAUCCCCUAUUUUGGAGUUCAACUUUCUAGGUCUGCCAAUUCGACCGGGAGAGAAAGAGUGUCCCUACUACAUGAGCUAUGGAUCCUGCAAGUAUGGAUCAAACUGCAGGCUUCAUCAUCCUGAACCUACUGCAGAGCCUGGAGGUGAUCCCCCAUCUGGAUACAGCAAUGGUGGAUCUCUUCCACCACAAGGUUUUUCCUCGUCAUCCACCUCUUCUUGGUCUUCCCCAAGGGCAUUGAAUGAAACUGCACCUUUUGUACCGUCAAUGCUUCCUACAAACCAAGUUGUACCUUCUCCAAAUCCAGAAUGGAAUGGAUUUCAGGCUCCAUCCUACCCAACAUCAGAGAGUAGCUUACCUACACCUCCAGCAUUUUCCACGAACAAGAUACCGACGGAUAUGAACUUCCUAAUUCAACAUCAAGAGGAGAUGGUAAUCGAAGACUAUCCGGAGCGUCCUGGUGAACCAGAAUGCAAAUAUAAGUCAAAUUUCAAAUUUCACCAGACGAAGAAACGCAUCUCAAAGCCAAAAGCAAACCAGUGUUCUCUAAAUGACAAAGGCCUUCCCCUUAGACCUGAUCAGCCCAUCUGUACACACUACUAUCGGUUUGGAAUUUGCAAGCAUGGAACAGGUUGCAAAUACGAUCAUUCUUCUAACUUUACUAUCACACAGCCACCUUAUGACCGGCCUCCAUUCAACUCUCAGAACUCCUGA
This is a messenger RNA of Fraxinus pennsylvanica, 1560 nucleotides long. NCBI's taxonomy places the organism in Eukaryota, Viridiplantae, Streptophyta, Magnoliopsida, Lamiales, Oleaceae. The record is from the annotation of a GenBank genome assembly.